Scomber scombrus (Atlantic mackerel) is the source of this 1721-nucleotide messenger RNA. Its product is annotated as tetraspanin-8-like. The record is from RefSeq and is a predicted model, not a curated record. Gene Ontology annotation, cellular component: membrane. Bases 113 to 916 code for a protein of 267 amino acids. NCBI's taxonomy places the organism in Eukaryota, Metazoa, Chordata, Actinopteri, Scombriformes, Scombridae. The transcript has 9 exons.
AAUCAUCAGGGUGCUAAAGUGCAACAUCUAGCAGAAAAGUUUCUAUGUAAAACCAGGAUCAUUUCUCUCAAAAGAUAUUUGAAUAUAUUGCUGAAAGUUCAAGGGAAACAAAAUGGGGAAAGUGAACGUCUGUGUGAAAGGAAGUUACAUUGUUGUGGUGACUUUGAUGGGGAUUAUCAGUGCCCUGCUGUUGGCAAUCACUCUGUUUACUCAUGGAUAUUUCUACGGAGAAGAAGAGAUAGAACACAUGCUUGCAGGUAUGCAUUUUAUGUACGCUAUUUCCAUCAUAACCCUGCUCUUGUCCAUCACUGGUGUGUAUGGCGCCUGCAAGGAGAAGAAAUGGGCACUUAUUGUGUUUGCAGUUGGAUUGAUCCCGUGUACUCUGUUCAUGUUUGAUUUGGAGAGGCGAGAACUGGGUUUGCGGCCAAAGGUAGCUGAGAAUAUUAACGGGCAAUACCUGAAAAUACUGCCGCUGAGUAAUGCCAGUGGGCAUGAUAUAGAGAGCCUCAACUAUAUACAGAUGGAAUUCCAUUGUUGUGGACUGGAUCAAGGCUAUCAGGACUGGGGCUACAACAUCUCAGAAUCCUGCUUGUGCAUUGGAGACUCCAAAAAUCCAUGCGUGGCAGCCCCCGAGAACAGUAGUCUGUUUGAGCAUUAUGAGCAUGACCAUGACAUCAUGAUUUAUAAAGAGCCAUGCCUUCCAAUCAUUAUCUCACAUGCCUUGUUGGCCAUAAACUUGGCAAUAGGUAUAAAGUUUGGACUCACAUUAAUCUGGACGUUUUCAAUCGUGCUCUGUAUUAUCAUCCUGUGCCAGCUAAGACGGAAGAAUGAUAAAGAUUCCCCCACAGUGAUCUACAGCCCAGAGGCAAAAACUGGCAACUACACCAUCCUCACAGAGACUGCAGAGUACAGCUGAUUUCUGUAUUUUUGGCUGCUCUUCAUUGUGGCGAAGGUCACCAUGUCUAAAAAAGUUAAAGCUGCCACUCCACUCAAAAAUGUGUUUCAUUUAUUGUUGUCCCCCUUGGAUGUUUGACCAUCAGUGCAGAGUUUGACAAUAACUGGUGGGCCUUAAAUCUGAAUUUGAUACAUGAAUGUAUGAGUAUGAUAUGGUGACAUCACAACUAGUUUUGGAAAACAAUCGUAGUCCAGUUUGCAACGUCCACAAGUGUGAUGUGGAAACUUGAAACCUCCAGUGCUGAGAAUGGACUUUUGUGUCAAGACGAUUGAUUAUGAUUUUUCAGUAAGGACAAAGGAGUACCUUAAAUAAUGUUCAACAAGAUAACUGUUAGGGUUUUUACAGUAUGUCUCUUUACUGUUUAUCUCAUAAAUAGUUCAUGCUGCCUCCAACAAUAAAAACUUGACUGCAUUUUAAUUUUUCCUUAAAUUGUACUUAGAUUCCUUAUAUUAUUUCAGUCAUGAACAUCUUUUGUCAUCCCUGCAAAUACUAUACUAUUUCUUAUCUUAUAAUGGAAAAUUUUGGGCUAUGCAAAUUACCAAAGAUUAUUUCCUUUGCUUUGUGAUAAUCAAAGAAGAUGGUGAAAAACUAAGUUAUACAAGGUGCAUAUUAAAUCUUAGACCAGUUAAGGAAUAAUAUAUAAUUAUGUCAAUUACAUGAAUGUUAAUUAACCUUCACCCUCCUACUGCCUCAAAGAAGUGUGAAACAAUAAUGUCAAAACUGUCAUCUCCACUAUCUUCAACAGAUAUCAAAAAGCUCAAAUAAA